AUGCGUUUUGAUACAUUGACACUUUUUGGUCAUAGUAUGGGUGCUCAUGUGGCUGGAUUUGCUGGAAAGAACGUGAAACGUGGGAAAAUUCAUGCCAUUUUUGGAAUGGAUCCUGCUCUGCCACUGUUUCCCUACAAUGACCCAACACGUCGAUUGGCUGCAACUGAUGCUGAAUAUGUGGAAUCAAUUCAUACAAAUGGUGGAGAUUGGGGUUUCUAUCAACCAAUUGGACAAACUGCCUUCUAUCCGAAUGGAGGAAAAUAUCAACCUGGAUGCGAAAAUGAUUCAAAUCAGUUUUGUUCUCAUAUUAGAGCUGGGUUAUUUAUGAUCGAAGCUAUUAAUUCUUUGGGGACAAAUGAUUUUCUUGCGGUUAAGUGUGAACGGUUUGAGGAUGUCGAGGAAGGCAAGUGUGAUCAGUAUGAAACAGUGAUAAGGAUGGGUGAUCCUGGUAACGCUCAUAAACCAAGGGGGAUAUAUUAUUUGAAAACAAAUAGUUACUCGCCAUAUGCAAGAGGAAUGGUGGAUAUUUCUGCAAAAAAUCAACAAAUAAAAAAACAUACUCCCAGCUGAUUUAUACACGUCUUUAUUUUAUAUUCUUCUUUUAUUCAGCUCUGAUUUUGAUCUCGAUGUUGACGGGAUUAUAACUCUUCCACAUAUCUUUUUCAAACUAGUGUUCCCCAUGGUAUGGUUCAAUAGGUUUGAGG
Episyrphus balteatus (marmalade hoverfly) is the source of this 704-nucleotide messenger RNA. RefSeq names its product phospholipase A1-like. NCBI's taxonomy places the organism in Eukaryota, Metazoa, Arthropoda, Insecta, Diptera, Syrphidae. The coding region runs from base 1 to 570 and encodes 189 amino acids. Gene Ontology annotation, molecular function: lipase activity. The record is from RefSeq and is a predicted model, not a curated record. Gene Ontology annotation, biological process: lipid metabolic process. The transcript has a single exon.